UUCAGCUCUCCUAUAUAUUUCACUCUGUUUUCCCCCUCCAUCUUCUUCAUUCCAUUUUCUUCUAUUUCUCUCUCUAGAAACUCUCUCUCUCUCUAAAAACUUGGAAAAGAAACUGGUCAAAGAUUUUGUGGUUUGAACUGUGUUGUUGAAGGAAAUUUACUUGAAGACGUAGAGAAUUGGAAGGAAUGACGAAUCCAGCAGCAACACCGAAGGUAGUAAUGCUGAUGCUGAUAAUGUCGGCGAUUCUCAAGUUUCGUUGCGCAUCGUCUGCAGUGAAUCAUGUUGUUGGUGAUUCUUCUGGUUGGGAUCUCUCCUCUAAUAUCUCGCUCUGGUCUGCUUCUACCACCUUCUACGUCAACGAUUCCCUCGUGUUCAACUACACACCAGAUCAUGACGUGAUCGAAGUUGUCAGUUCCGAUUUUGCCACAUGUCGCAUAACAAGCCCCGUAUCCAGCUAUGACGAUGUCAAUGGACAGACAGUGAUCCUGCUCAGCCAACCUGGUUCGAGGUACUUCAUCUGUGGCAGACCUCGCCAUUGCUCCAUGGGGCUAAAGCUAAGUGUACAGGUUCUAUAUCAGCUUGAUCAGUCUAACAACACAAGCUCUAACCAUAACACUGCUGUAGAAGGUGAUAACCAUGGCCCAUAUUCCUCUCACGGUUACAGUGACCUCAGUACAGUCAGUUUCAGCAGGUUGCUACUUCACCUGGGGAUCACCAUCAUUGGUAUUAUGUGGGCCUUAUGUCUUUGCUGAAGGUCGACUUUGGCAGAUGGGCGAAUGGGCAAAUGUAUGAUUACUGCUCCAGAUAGUGCAGAAUUGUCAAGCAUCUAAAAACUUUUGGUAUUGGUAAGCGGUAACUGACUAGCUGCCGUAGUACUGUUCUUAAGCUCAGGUACAUAAUAAUACUAUAAUAUAGUAGUAGCAGUUGUGAAGAUAGUUGUGCAACUGAGCUAGUUGCUCCCUGAUCAUCUCUAGUUUCGCCUUUGUUAAUGCAUUAUAGAAGAGAUGCUAUAUUAAGUGAUUAAGGUGGCAUUUAUAUAGCAAAAAACAUUUUAUAUCAAA
This is a messenger RNA of Spinacia oleracea (spinach), 1061 nucleotides long. Its product is annotated as mavicyanin-like. Gene Ontology annotation, molecular function: electron transfer activity. Gene Ontology annotation, cellular component: plasma membrane. The transcript has 3 exons. Bases 186 to 752 code for a protein of 188 amino acids. Lineage: Eukaryota; Viridiplantae; Streptophyta; Magnoliopsida; Caryophyllales; Amaranthaceae. The record is from RefSeq and is a predicted model, not a curated record.